Messenger RNA from Rhizophagus irregularis DAOM 181602=DAOM 197198, 600 nucleotides. RefSeq lists its product as uncharacterized. Lineage: Eukaryota; Fungi; Glomeromycota; Glomeromycetes; Glomerales; Glomeraceae. The record is from RefSeq and is a predicted model, not a curated record.
AUGACAUGCUUAAAAAUAUUUUCAGGAGAAUUACCUGAAUUAUCAUAUGAAAUCAUAAAAUAUUUUCAGAAUGAUUACAAAACAUUACAUUCAAGUAUUUUGAUUAAUAGAUCAUGGUGCCGCUUAGCAAUUCCAUUAUUAUGGGAAAAUCCAUUUUUAAUUUGUAAAUAUUCUCGCAAAUAUGAUUUUAUUGCAAUUUAUUUACAUGAUCAUUUUAAUGAUAAAGAUAAAUUAAUAUUAAAUAGAUUUGGAAUUAAUAAUGAUGUAUUUCCUUCGAAUACAUUAUUUAAUUAUCCUAGUUUUAUUAAAAGUUUAAGUGUACAACAAGUUAGAAGUUCUAUUAUUUAUUGGUUUACUAAUAAUAAGAGUGAAUAUAUUGAUACAUUUUUCGGAUUAAUUUACGUGUCAUUACUUGAAGUAAUCAUUAAAAAUGAAGCAUGUUUACAUACUUUUGAAUUUUUUACAUAUGGAAAACUUGAUUAUUUUAUAAUUAAGUUAAUUUUAAAAUAUCCAAAUUUUACUCAUAAUAUCAGGAAUUUAGAACUUGGAUUUGACGCUAAUGCCGGAUUUACAGACUUACUAAAAAUUUUUACAUUUUAA